CUUUGAGACAGUUUCAAUUAUACAUUCAGACAGUUAACACGUACCGCUAAGAAUUGUCUAAAAUGAAAUUAUUAUUGCUCGGCGUGUUGGGCGUGCUGAGCAUUGCAAAUAGCAAUGCGAGCCUCGUUUGCUAUUACGAGUCAACUUCGUAUUUUCGUCAGGGCUUAGCUAAGCUGGACGCUAACAGCUUGGAGCUGGCACUGCAGUUCUGCUCUCACCUGGUCUACGGCUAUGUUGGCCUCAAGCCAGGCACCCAUGAGGUGUUUAGCUUGAAUGUCGAUCUGGAUAUGUUUCACUUCAAGGACAUAACUCAGCUGCGUGCCAAAUAUCCCCAGCUAAAAGUGCUCUUGAGUGUGGGCGGGGAUCGAGAUGUGGAUGACCUGCAUCCCAACAAAUAUCUGGAAUUGCUGGAAGCAAAUCGCACUGAACAACAGAACUUUAUCGAUAGCAGCAUGGUGCUGUUGCGUAAAAAUGGCUUCGAUGGCUUGGAUUUGGCAUUUCAAUUCCCCAAAAACAAGCCGAGAAAAGUGCACGGAACCAUUGGCAGCUACUGGAAAAAGUUUAAGAAACUAUUUACUGGGGACUUUGUUGUCGAUCCAUUGGCGGAUCAGCACAAAGAUCAGUUCACUGACUUUGCAAGACACCUAAGUGCAGCCUAUCGAAGUGCCAAUUUGAUGCUAACAUUGACGGUGCUGCCCAAUGUCAACUCCACUUGGUACUUCGAUGUGCCAAAGCUACAUCCCUUGAUGAACUUUAUUAAUCUGGCAGCAUUCGAUUUCUAUACGCCCUUGCGCAAUCCCGAGGAGGCAGACUACACUGCUCCGAUCAUGUUUCUGGAUGAGCAGCAGCGGCUGCCUCAUCUCAAUAUUGACUUCCAGCUAAACUACUGGUUGCAGCAUCAGUGUCCGCCACAUAAAAUAAACCUGGGCAUUGCCACCUAUGGCCGUGUUUGGCGCCUAUCCAAGGACUCCGGCCUGAGUGGAGCUCCAGUUGUGCAGGGCACCAUGGGAACAGGCGAUGGUGGGCUACAAAUUGGCAGCACUGAAGGCUUGCUCAGCUGGCCGGAGAUUUGUUCAAAGCUACCUCUAAAUCAGACGGCCAUCUAUCGAGGUGCGAAUGCACCGCUGCGAAAAGUCACAGAUCUUACGCAGAAAUAUGGAAACUAUGCGCUGCGUCCGGCUGAUGAGCAGGGCGAACACGGCCUGUGGGUGAGCUACGAUGAUCCCGACUUUGCGGGCAUUAAGGCCGUAUAUGCCAAGAACAAGGGUCUCGGCGGCGUGGCCUUGUUCGAUCUGAGCUACGACGACUUUCGAGGUCUUUGCACGGGCCAGAAGUUUCCGAUUGUGCGUUCAGUUAAAUAUUUUCUAGGUUAGAUUAUUGCUUUUCUCUUAGCGAAUUUCGUAAUUUUAAUUCUAAUCAGCUAACUUGUUUCAAUGCUUCAACUUCUGGCCUCGCCGUCUGAAUCGGCUCAAUAACUUUGCUUACGCAAUGAAACUAUUCUAAGAGCCCAUGUAAAACAAUAAUAAUAAUAAAAAUAAAACUUGUUUUAUACUCGA
Molecule: messenger RNA, 1556 nt
Organism: Drosophila hydei
Lineage: Eukaryota; Metazoa; Arthropoda; Insecta; Diptera; Drosophilidae
Gene: Idgf1
Product: chitinase-like protein Idgf1
Exons: 2
Coding region: 63-1373 (436 amino acids)
Biological process (GO): chitin catabolic process; carbohydrate metabolic process
Cellular component (GO): extracellular region
Molecular function (GO): chitin binding
Source: RefSeq, a predicted model, not a curated record